GCUAAGCCAACUAUAAAACGUUUUCCAAAUUUAUCAUAACAAAAAAUUGAAACCCAAACUUUCAGGCGAUGAGUUUUACAUUUAAAUUCUCAUUGUUACUUUUUUAUCAUAAUAUGUUUCAAUUAUUUUCUAAUUGUUAUUCAAGUUGAUGGUAUAAAUUAAAUAUUUAAAUGUAUUUUAAUAAACUGGGAUUCGUAUUUUUGAAUUUGGUCUUUUCAAGACAAACCUUUUUGCAGCCGCUUGUGGAAAUUAUCAGGUGUUGCAAGGAUAAAAAAAAUAUAUUUGGAGUCAGCAGAUGAGGUAGAAUGUUUUUGAUUGGAUUUAUAAAUCAUCAAGGGUCAAUUUAUUGUAAAACAUGACAAUGAGUCUAAAUUCAGAGACUGAGAUAGUAAAAUUUAGGUGGAACAUUGAUGAUGUGAUCGGAUAUCCAUCAUGGGUUCACUCGGAACACCAGUUCUAUUCAGCUGGUACAGGUCCAGUUGGUUUUGACAUCGGGUUACGUCUUGAUAUUCCUCGUAAGAGAUUACUGAAGCUACGAGUCCGAAAAGAUGACUUGAGACCAGUGAGGGCUAGUAUACAGAUUAAUCAAAUUCAUACACCACAAUACCUAGGAUUGUCUUAUGUCUAUUCCAGAGCACUUGAGAACGCUUCUAUUCCAUCUCCUUUUUAUUUCAAUAACAUAGAACCUUCGGUAACUUGUAUUGGAGCAAAAGAUAAAAAUAGAUGGGAGGAGUUUUUCAUGCUUGAUCUUACAGGCUAUAAAAAUGAACUGUUCAAGACAAUGCCUUAUGGUGAUAGUUAUUUUUAUUUAAAGAUGACGAUUGAGUGUGAGAUAACUUUCAAAGGUUUCAUCAAUGAUGAGCAUAAAGAAAUAUAUCCAAUAAAUUUUGAGCAAUGUUCCAAAGCAGAGGUUUUUAACGAGCCGAAAAAAAUUAUGCCAGUUACUUUUCAACGAUUUCUUAACAAGGAUACAUUCACCGAUGUCACCCUGAUAGUUGAAAAUCAAGAACUACCAGCACACAAAGUUAUUCUCUCAGCACACAGUCCGUAUUUUUACGCCAUGUUAACCACCAAUAUGAAAGAAGCCAUAGAAAAUCGUAUUACUAUUGAAAAUUUCUCCCUUGAUGUCAUUACCGAGAUGCUGGAAUUUUUCUACACCGGGAAAACAAAAGCAAGCAAUGAUGUCGAUGUUGCCUUAAAAACUAUUGAGGUGGCAGAGAUGUAUCAGAUCAGCGAGUUGAAGGAAAUUUGUGAGAGCACAUUAAUCAAAAAAAUGACCAUUAAUAAUGUUUUGUCUAUUGCAAGUGUUGCUGAUGAUUUAAAUGUAACUCGGUUACGUCAUAAAGCGAUUAAUUUUAUGCUUGCCAACAAAAAAAAAGUUGUGAACUUUUCUGAGUUCAAGGAUUUGUUCCAAAGUAACCCUUUGUUGAUGUUUGAGUUUACGCGCGCUAUUGGACAACUGUGUCAUUGUUUUUUGCAACAAUAAAAUUAAUUUUAAAUUUGUGUACUGCGUUUUUCGAAAUAUUUUUUAACUGAUGAAUCAUUGUCUUAUCAUUUUUUAUAAAUUCAGUAAA
This is a messenger RNA of Microplitis demolitor, 1574 nucleotides long. Its product is annotated as TD and POZ domain-containing protein 2-like. The transcript is spliced from 2 exons. Gene Ontology annotation, cellular component: cytoplasm. The record is from RefSeq and is a predicted model, not a curated record. Gene Ontology annotation, molecular function: ubiquitin protein ligase binding. Gene Ontology annotation, biological process: proteasome-mediated ubiquitin-dependent protein catabolic process; regulation of proteolysis. The coding region runs from base 356 to 1486 and encodes 376 amino acids. Lineage: Eukaryota; Metazoa; Arthropoda; Insecta; Hymenoptera; Braconidae.